AUGUGUCGGUGCAGGGCCGCGGUGAUGAGCACCUUAUCGCGGUGGCCGCCCUUCGCCGCGUGCUGGUGUACCGCAUCGCAGGCGCCACACUCACGCUCGUGUGCGCCGCCGACAGCAGAUCCACCUGCACGACAGUGGCGCUGCGGUACCCGUUCAUCUCCUGCGGCCUACACAUGUGGGGGACGCAGUACAUGCAGCUGCUUCCGGAGGGCGGCGACGCGGAGGACGGCCUGGAGUGGGACGUCUCCUCCUCCUCCAUCUCUGAGGGCUGCAGGUACGGCGUGGGCAGACGCUUCGGUGGUGGUGGUGGUGACGGCAACAACAACAACAACAACA
Molecule: messenger RNA, 336 nt
Organism: Trypanosoma grayi
Lineage: Eukaryota; Euglenozoa; Kinetoplastea; Trypanosomatida; Trypanosomatidae
Exons: 1
Source: RefSeq, a predicted model, not a curated record